Messenger RNA from Leishmania braziliensis MHOM/BR/75/M2904, 1158 nucleotides. Its product is annotated as putative protoheme IX farnesyltransferase. NCBI's taxonomy places the organism in Eukaryota, Euglenozoa, Kinetoplastea, Trypanosomatida, Trypanosomatidae. Gene Ontology annotation, biological process: heme biosynthetic process. The record is from RefSeq and is a predicted model, not a curated record. Gene Ontology annotation, cellular component: membrane; mitochondrion. Gene Ontology annotation, molecular function: protoheme IX farnesyltransferase activity. The transcript has a single exon. The coding region runs from base 1 to 1158 and encodes 385 amino acids.
AUGCUGCGCAUCACAGCGGCUCGCUUCGCGCAGCUCUUCAGGCUGACGCAGUGCACGCUGCAGUCGGGAGCUUUCACGGCGUGCCCGUACCGUCACAGCAAGGAGGGAUCUGCCACGGUCAUGGCGCAAGGUGCGGUAGAGCAGUGCCCCGUCGUCGGCACAGCACCGCACAUGAGUUGCCCCGUAGAGGCGGGGCUCUGCGACCAUCGGCCACCAACCAUGUCGAGGAUGGUGUCGCAGAUGGGGAAGUCGCAGCUCUCCGCCUAUGUGGCCGCCACGGCGUUGGCGGGGUACGUUAUUGCCGGCGGCGCUAGCCCCUUCAUUGCUGCCGCCGUUACUGCCGGCACGAUGCUGCAGUCCUGCUCCGCCAACACGGCGAACCAGAUCGUCGAGGCGCCGUAUGAUAAGUUGAUGAAGCGCACCUGCCGUCGCCCUCUGCCGAUGAAGUUCCUCUCACCCCAGGUAGCCAUGGCCAUCUCCAGCGUGGAGCUGGCCGUAGGCACUGGGCUGUUGUACUGUGUCAGCCCGCUGGCAGCGGCAUUGGGCGUCUUCAACUGGCUGUUGUACGUUUGCAUUUACACUCCGCUUAAGCGUGUCUCUGCCCUCAACACAUGGUUUGGCUCUAUUGUAGGAGGCGUGCCGCCGCUGAUGGGCGGCAUUGCUGUCGCGGGCUCCAUCACGCCGCCGGUGUGGCUGCUGGCGACGUUCUUGUUUGUGUGGCAAAUUCCGCACUUUAACGGGCUCGCUUUCCACUGUCGGCGCGACUACGAGGCGGCCGGCUACAAGAUGCUUGCCUUCUACAAUCCGUGGCGCGCCUCCUUCUACGCUGUCGCUCUCUCCGUGUUAAUGGCCUUCCUCACUCUCGUCUGCCCGAUGCUCGCCGGCAUGGAGGUGGAGGGUGUGUGGUACUACUCGGUGACGGCCACCGCCAACGUGCUCAUGAUCUACAAGUCGCUUCUCUUUCACAACGAGCCGGUGCGCCACUGCCGCGGCUGCUUUGUCUUCUCGUACGUGUACCUCAGCGUGGUGCUCGCGGCGAUCGUGCUAAACCACAUUCAGCCGAUGCACCUUGCGCGGCGUGCCAUUGGCUACGCCGCCGCGGAUACGACGGAGGUGUCCGCAACGUCGUCGGCGUUGAUACCCACCGCAGAGGUGUAG